CAUUAUUAUGAGAAAAUGGCAUAUAUACGUCGAAUGGAGGCUGCCGCUUCAAAUUUAUACAAGGCUAGGAAAAUCGCAGGAUUUUGUCAUUUAUAUACAGGUCAAGAGGCAGUGGGUACUGGAAUUUACGCAGCGAUGCGUAAACAGGAUUCGGUGAUUACGUCUUAUCGUUGUCACGCUUGGGUAUACCUCAUGGGAGAUACCGUGUUGUCUGUAUUGGCUGAACUGGCAGGCCGGGCGCCAGGAAAUGUUCGGGGCAAAGGGGGCUCCAUGCAUAUGUACACACGAAACUUCUACGGUGGCAACGGUAUCGUUGGAGCGCAGGCGCCACUAGGUGCGGGGGCAGCGUUUGCGCACAAAUAUCUCGGUGAUGGUGGAGUCAACUUCGCGUUGUAUGGAGACGGUGCCGCGAACCAGGGCCAGAUCCACGAGGUGUUCAACAUAGCCUUCCUGUGGAAACUGCCCAUUUGUUUCAUGUGCGAGAAUAAUAAAUACGGAAUGGGAACAAGUAUGAAUAGAUCUUCAGCUAGUACAGAAUACUAUAAACGUGGUGACUAUAUUCCUGGAAUCUGGGUCAAUGGUAUGGAUCUCCUCACCUGCAGGGAAGCAGCACGCUUCAUCAUUGACUACUGUACCAGUGGCAAAGGACCGAUUGUAUGCGAGAUGGAGACGUAUCGCUACUUCGGUCACUCGAUGUCUGACCCUGGCACAUCGUACCGCACUCGUGAAGAAGUACAGAAAGUCCGUCAGACCAGAGACCCGAUAAACACUUUCAAGGAAAAGAUCUUAAACGCAAAAUUGGUAACUGCUGAUGAACUUAAGAAGAUAGACACUAAAGCGAAGAAAGACGUAGAUGCAGCUACGAAGGAGGCGCUUGCUGCACCGGUAAUCGGCGUGGAAGAACUCGCAGCCGAUAUAUAUUACCACAAUAUACACCAAGAAAUCCGCGGCCUCAUUCCUAACACACCACUGAAACAUUUAGAAAUAACUCCCCGAAAAAAAUAA
Pectinophora gossypiella (pink bollworm) is the source of this 1005-nucleotide messenger RNA. RefSeq names its product probable pyruvate dehydrogenase E1 component subunit alpha, mitochondrial. Gene Ontology annotation, cellular component: intracellular membrane-bounded organelle. Gene Ontology annotation, biological process: pyruvate decarboxylation to acetyl-CoA. The record is from RefSeq and is a predicted model, not a curated record. Gene Ontology annotation, molecular function: pyruvate dehydrogenase (acetyl-transferring) activity. The transcript is spliced from 6 exons. NCBI's taxonomy places the organism in Eukaryota, Metazoa, Arthropoda, Insecta, Lepidoptera, Gelechiidae. The coding region runs from base 16 to 1005 and encodes 329 amino acids.